AAGACGUGAGGAGAAAUGUUGGACCAGUGACAAAUUCUGGUUUAGGAACAACCAAGAAGGAACUAUAAGCAUCUUUCUCACCACAGUUUGCUGAAGCUUCAUCUGAACUUUCAAACCACUUUUGAGGAUUAUACCAUUCGCACGGAAUUCAACAAGUCAUUCCGUUAAUUCUUUCGAGUGUUGGAGUUUUUGGACACGUUUGGGGAUUGUUUUUGACAUGAAACGGGACAUCGUUCACUCUCAUUAUCUCCAGUAGCCUACUUAAAGUCUCCUCCAAUGCAUCAGACGGCUAAAAGAAACUAAGGUGAACUUGGUCCGUGCCGAGUUGCUCAAAAACUUUCCAAAACCUAUUUAUUUAUUAUUUAUUCGUCAUGGGACGCAUCUUACUGUUGCUUUUCGCCAUCCUGUACACGCUGCUCUGUCAGGCGUCCUGUUCAGGCGUCUUUGAGCUCAAGUUGCAAGAGUUUUUGAACAAGAAGGGUGUGCAGGGCAACAAGAACUGCUGUAGGGCUGGCCUGACCUCCCUUUACCAGCAGUGCGAGUGCAAGACUUUUUUCCGCAUCUGUUUAAAACAUUAUCAACCCAACGCAUCACCGGAGCCGCCAUGCACUUACGGAGGCACCGUUACCCCCGUGUUGGGAUCAAACUCUUUCCAAGUGCCAGAUACCUUACCGGACGGUUCUUUUACCAACCCCAUCAGGAUGAAUUUCGGUUUCACGUGGCCGGGAACCUUUUCAUUGAUUAUUGAAGCGCUUCAUGCUGAUUCCAAAGAGGACCUUACAACAGAAAACCCAGAGCGCAUCAUCAGUACCAUGACCACGCAGCGUCAUUUGACUGUGGGUGAAGAUUGGUCUCAGGAUCUGCACAGCGUGGGCCGAACCGAGCUCAAGUUCUCUUACCGCUUCGUGUGCGACGAGCACUACUAUGGCGAAGGAUGCUCUGUGUUCUGCCGGCCCAGAGACGACGCGUUCGGCCAUUUCACCUGCGGCGAACGCGGAGAAAUCAUCUGCGACGCCGGAUGGAAGGGCCAAUACUGCACAGAACCAAUUUGCCUCCCAGGAUGCGAUGAGGAACACGGCUUCUGCGAGAAACCUGGAGAGUGCAAGUGUAGAGUCGGAUUCAAAGGGCGCUACUGUGACGAGUGCAUUCGGUACCCGGGAUGCCUUCAUGGGACCUGCCAGCAGCCGUGGCAAUGCAACUGUCAGGAAGGCUGGGGCGGCCUCUUCUGCAAUCAAGAUCUAAACUACUGUACACAUCAUAAGCCCUGUCUGAAUGGAGCCACUUGUAGUAACACUGGUCAGGGAAGCUACACCUGUUCCUGUCGGCCGGGCUACACGGGAGCCAGCUGCGAGAUCGAGGUCAACGCAUGUGCGGGAAAUCCCUGCCGCAACGGAGGAAGCUGCACUGACAUGGAGAACACUUACAGCUGUACCUGUCCACCUGGUUUCUAUGGCAAGAACUGUGAGCUCAGUGCCAUGACGUGCGCAGACGGACCGUGCUUUAAUGGCGGACGCUGUGCCGACAACCCAGAUGGUGGAUACUUCUGCCAGUGUCAGACGGGAUACGCAGGGUUUAACUGCGAGAAGAAGAUCGACCAUUGCACUUCUGCUCCAUGCUCGAAUGGUGCUCGUUGUGUCGACCUGGUGAAUUCCUACUUGUGUCAGUGUCCAGAAGGGUACACGGGUAUGAACUGCGAUCAAGUUGGGGACGAGUGUUCCCUCUCCCCCUGCCAAAAUGGUGGCACAUGUCAGGAAGGGGCCAACGGUUACAUCUGUACAUGCCCACCUGGCUACACCGGACAGAAUUGCAGCUCACCUUUAGGUCGCUGCCAACACAACCCCUGCCAUAACGGCGCCACCUGCCACGAACGCAACAACCGCUACGUAUGUGCCUGUGUACCAGGAUAUGGAGGACGCAACUGCCAGUUCUUGCUUCCAGACAGAGCUUCCCAGAUAGCCGGCGACGUUCCCUGGACUGCCGUGGGUUCGGGAGUUUUGCUGGUGGUGUUGUUGGUAGUCGCCUGUGCCGUGUUGGUGGUUUGCGUUCGUUCAAAAGUUCAGCAGCGUCGUCGGGAACGAGAGGAGGAAGUCGCUAACGGGGAAAACGAAACGAUCAAUAAUCUUACGAACAACCGCGACAAAGAUCUUUCUAUAAGCGUUGUGGGGCCCGCACCACUCAAGAACAUUAACAAGAAGAUUGACUUUCACAGCGACCACGACGACCUGAGUCUGACCACAGAGAAGCGGAGCUAUAAAACACGACAUGGACCUGCAGACUACAAUUUGGUACAGGAAGUAAAGUAUGAAGUGAAGCACGAAGUAAAAUUGGAGCAUGUCGGGAAAGAGAUGGCAGCGAAGGACUUGUCCGAUAGCUGUGAGGAUGUAAAGUGCCAAUCUCUGCAAGAGUCCUGUGAGUUCGAGGAGAAACGCAGGAAACGUCUGAAAAGCGAUGCGUCAGAAAAGUCAAAGUAUUCAGAGUCCAGAUAUUCUGAAUCAAAGUAUUCUGAAUCAAAAUAUUCAGAGUCAAAGUUUUCGGAAUCAAAGUAUUCAGAUUCACUGUAUUCCGAGUCAUCAGCAUGUGCAUCGGCAUGUGCAUCGACAUCCACGUCGGCUAUUGUCGACACCAAAUACAAAUCCGUCAUGGUGAUGUCGGAGGAGAAAGAUGAAUGUGUAAUUGCAACCGAGGUGUAAUGAGCCUGCAGGAGGCCGAUGCUCAUUGUUUCUUUCGGGAGACAUUUUGAACUCCCUAAGAAAAUGCUGCUGCUCGAACCCUUAGGUGGAAACGUCCCACCUUGUGACUACUGCUGCUGAGAAACUAGGACUGAUUGACUGAUAUUCAGGAUGAGCUGGUUCUCUGUACUGAAAGAGGCACAGGCAGUCGUGGCCUGUAGGCUUGGAAACUUGUGGAAAUGCUAAAGAUGGCAGAAGUGUCAUUAAAAUUUCAAAUGUAGUUGUAAAAUUUACCUGUAAAGCCAUUUUUGGACAAAGGUGUUGGACAAUGUGUGUCCAUUUUCAUGUUUUUAUUCUUGUUUACGUGGGUUCAUCACACGAAAAUGGCAUUUGGAAAAAUGUAACAGAAAGAAUACGAGAAUAAUAUAGCAGUGUUUUGCCAUGUGAUGUCCAGCAUCAUGGCAACGUUUUAGCAAUAUUUUGGCAACAUUUGCUGUUUAUUCGCCAAUACUUCCGUGGCCCCACAGGCUUUUUACUGUGCCCAGAAACUGCACCAAACAUUAAUGAUGUUGAAGUAGUUUUAAAGAAAUGUAUCGCAAAAUGUUUUGCCAUCGACUGUAUUAUUUAUACCGUGGCAAAGUUGCGACAACAUUUUCGCAAUAUUUUGGCAACAUUUGCUGGCCCCGCCACAAGUCAGUGUACAAGGGACUACAUCAGAACGGUGGAUUUUCAGCCAUACUGGCCUAUCUACACUGGAUUGAAUGUCGCAUGAUGUCAUAUCCUGUCACAUGACCAGUGAAAACUAUAUGUAUUACCUAAUCACUGUGUAAACGGUAAAAAACUAAGUGCUCAAAAAAUCUCAAAGUCUUCCAAGCCUCCGCUUUUUUGCAUUAUGUUUUAGAAUAUGUAUGUAAUUUGUUUUUUGACGUAAAAAGUAUGUUUGUGUUGACGAUAAAUAAUAUCCUCGUUUGUAUGUUUUUCCCUUUUUUAUAACAAGAGCUGUAUGAUUUAAGUUAAUUUAUUUUUAUUUAAGUUUUAUGUAUUUCUAAAUAUUUGUAAUGUUUUUAAGAUUAUUUAAGUUUUAUGGUUUUUCCUAAGUUCUUCCUGUUACUUGCAAAGGCACUUCGGGUUGCUGGGAUGUUUUGAGAAAAUGUUAUUUAAAGAAGGAUUGUAAAAAAUGUUAUUAAUGCUAACAGGUUUCCGUUUGAUUUUUUUCUCCGAAUGAAGUUUUAGCUUAAAUUAUUUUUCCAA
This is a messenger RNA of Paramisgurnus dabryanus, 3920 nucleotides long. RefSeq names its product deltaA (gene dla). The record is from RefSeq and is a predicted model, not a curated record. NCBI's taxonomy places the organism in Eukaryota, Metazoa, Chordata, Actinopteri, Cypriniformes, Cobitidae. Gene Ontology annotation, biological process: Notch signaling pathway; cell communication; multicellular organism development. Gene Ontology annotation, cellular component: membrane. Gene Ontology annotation, molecular function: calcium ion binding; Notch binding.